Striga hermonthica is the source of this 909-nucleotide messenger RNA. NCBI's taxonomy places the organism in Eukaryota, Viridiplantae, Streptophyta, Magnoliopsida, Lamiales, Orobanchaceae. The record is from the annotation of a GenBank genome assembly.
AUGAAUUUCAUAAUUGGAGCUUUUAAACCAGCAUGCAACAUUUCAGUUGUUUUUACUGAUGGGAAAUCUCGGAAACAGGUGCCAUUGAAGAAGGAGAAUGGUCAAACAGUAAUGGUCCCACUUUUCCAAAGCCAGGAAAGCGUAUCUGGGAAGAUCUCUGUCGAACCAGUUUCAGGGAAGAAGGUGGAACACAAUGGAAUUAAGGUUGAGCUUCUCGGUCAGAUAGAAAUGUACUUUGACAAAGGCAACUUCUACGAUUUCACCUCUCUUGUUCGUGAACUGGAUGUUCCGGGAGAAAUAUAUGAGAGGAAAACAUAUCCAUUUGAAUUUUCAACUGUGGAAAUGCCAUACGAGACAUACAAUGGAGUGAAUGUGCGGCUUAGGUAUGUCCUAAAAGUGACAAUAAGUCGGGGCUAUGCUGGAAGCAUUACAGAAUAUCAGGAUUUUGUGGUCAGGAAUUUCAGCCCUCCUCCAUCAAUCAACAACAGUAUCAAGAUGGAAGUUGGAAUUGAGGACUGUCUUCAUAUCGAGUUUGAGUACAAUAAGAGCAAGUAUCAUCUGAAAGAUGUUAUUAUAGGCAAAAUAUACUUUCUUCUUGUUCGAAUCAAGAUAAAAAAUAUGGAUCUUGAGAUUCGGCGCAGAGAAUCGACUGGGUCAGGGCCCAACACCCAUGUCGAGACUGAGACACUUGCAAAGUUUGAACUAAUGGAUGGUGCUCCAGUCAGAGGUGAAUCAAUUCCAAUCAGAUUGUUCCUAAGCCCAUAUGAGUUAACUCCAACAUACCGGAACACAAACAACAAAUUUAGCGUCAAAUAUUUUUUAAACCUUGUGCUCGUUGAUGAGGAGGACCGUCGAUAUUUCAAGCAACAGGAGAUCACAAUAUACCGGCUUGGCGAAACAUCAUCUUGA